Messenger RNA from Stylonychia lemnae, 3894 nucleotides. NCBI's taxonomy places the organism in Eukaryota, Ciliophora, Spirotrichea, Sporadotrichida, Oxytrichidae. The record is from the annotation of a GenBank genome assembly.
AUGAUUGGCAUUUUUAUACCAUCUUAGAAUAAUAAUUAAGAAAAUUCAAAGAAUAAGCCAUAAUUAUUGCUUGAUUUGCAGAAUCCUGUUGACAAUAUAGCACACUAGAGAUUAAAUUCUAGUAUGACUGACACUAACAUAGCGUAUAAACCUUUGCUUUAAACAAUGAAUUCAAAGUAAAAUUAAGGUGAAGAAAAGUUUCAGAAGUAGGAGGAAUACAGAAAGGAAUUGGAGAAAUAGGUAAUGGAGAAAUAGCAGCAAAAUGAAUAAGAAAAAAGAAAAAAGGAAGAACUUGAUAAAAGAGACAAGUUAAGACUUUAAAUUCAUCACAAAGAAAUGUUUUUUGAGUAGGCCAGAGAAAAGGGUUUGAGUUAGACUGAGAUGAUAAAGCAAUAUAAUGAGCAAGCCAAUAAAAAUAAGCUAGAAUACGAUAUUCUUGGGAAAUUUGAUGUGAAAGCAAAAUAAUAAAGUAAAGUAGGUAGUCCCGAUAAAAGCUUUAAUUAUAUCGGCAAUAAAUAUAAUCCAAAUAAUAGUAACAAAGAUGAUGGAUAAUACGCUACUUAAUCAAUGAAUUUAUUUGGUGAAUUCAUGAGAGUUUAGAAUGAAUAAUUAGAAUUUCUCAGAAAAUAGAAAGAUUAACUCUAGAAUGAAAUUAAGUAGCAAGAGUAGAGACUCAAAAGUUAAAAAGUAAAUGAUAAUGCUAAAGAUUUCGAAAUGCUUUUGAGGAAAACUACGGAUGUUUCAAGCGAUAAAAGAUCAGUUAGAUCACUCUCAGCUAAUAAGAUUUUUGAUAGGCUUUCAUCAAUUGAAGAAAGUCAAAAUAACUCCAACAGGGAUAUAAUUGAAAGAAAAAAUGAUCCAAUUACCUUAACUGAUCAGAAGUAAUAAGAUAGUUAAAGAAGCCUCAAUAAAUCAUUGAGUUUAAAUAAUCAAGCAGUAUCAUUUAAAAAGCCACCAAUUGAUAAGAAGAAAUAAAGGAAUCUGAGAAAAAUUCAAAAUCAAUUCAAUAUAGCCACUGAAACUGGAGUUUCAAGUUCAGAGGAUAAAAGUAGCCAAUCAAGUGUCGUAGGAAUUGGUACUGCCAAUUACAAAGCACCUCAUAGAUAAAAUGAUCAGUUAUGGCAACAGAGUGAUAAACUUUAGAUUAAAGAUGCAUUCUUUUACAUAGAAAAAGCCCUAAAUUAUGAGCGCAGUUACUAUUAAAAUAUUUUGGAGAAGGAUUAUAGAAUUGCUAGAUAAAAUAGUUAAACAGAAAGCAGCAUUAAUUAAGAUUAGGAAUCCUCUGAUGGAAAUUAAUAGCAGUAAAACUAAAGGCCAUAACAAGUAAGAAUUACUGAUAACUUGACCUCUAAACGAGCUUAAAAUGAUGAGAUCAAGAGUAUCAAGUAAAUAUAAAAACUUAUGGAAUAUUACACUGAAUUCUAGAAUGAAACGGAAUAACUUGGUAUACCAUUAGAUGAUCUGUUUCUUAAUAAAGUAUACUCUAACACAAAAUAUAAUUAGGAAAUAGUAAAGAACCCAGAUUUCAAAUAAUUUAUAGAAAGAAACUAAUUACCUCCUCCAAGGUAGCAGGCUGUUGUUGGUAAGAGUGAUGAACCUAUCUGGUGGGAACCUCCUUCAUAAGAUAGAAAUGAAGAUUUCGAGCAUCAUAUUCCUGAAAGAUUAAUUGAGCCUUAAUAUAAAGUUGAGGAUCAUAUAACUAAAAAGCUCUAUGAAAGGUUAGGAUUCCCGAUAGGAAUUAGCAAGGAUAAGCUAGAAGAGUAAUAAUAAAUUAUGUUAGAGGAUGUUAAAAUUUAGAUGGAUCGUUACUACAGAGGUUUAGAUAAAACUAAAAUAGAUAGAAAGCUUGCUAGAAUUGAAUUAGCUAAAAUCCAUAACAAUAGACUCUAAGCAUUAUUAGAUCAACGUGAAAGUGAGGAACUAGAAAUUGAAAGAUUGAAAACAUUGGCUAAAGAUUUGAAAUAAGAAAUGAAAUUGAUUACUAACAGUUCAGCGAUUCUAGGAAAGAAAAAGAAAAAAAAGAAGAAAAAAAAGAAAAAGAAGGGCCAGCCUGUGAAGAAGUAUUAAUCAAUUUAAAAUCAUGUCAUAUAAGAAGAAGAAAUAGAGGAUGAGGAGCAUCAAGAAGACUACAGAAAGAAUAUGAGAAAGUUGGAUCAUCUUAGAAUGUCUUCAAGCAAAUCUGCUAGUAGAAAAUCUGCUGGUUCAGGCUUUUAAAGUCCCAACGAGAGAAAGCUGAAUCAAACUGAUAAUUUUGAGAGAAGAAUAAAUAUAUAAGAUUAGAAAUAAUUUUAGGAUGAUUCCUAAGAUUCUUUGAAAAUUGGCAGCUAUAGUGGAAAUCUUGAGGAUUAUUAUACUGACAUUCAAUCAAAGAAUGACGAAGAAAAUAAUAAUCAGUAUAGAGAUGAUCAUUAUUCUGAUUAAAAAAGUAUUGAAUACAGCCAAGAAUAUUCAUCUUAUGAUCAAGAUAUUGACAACUCAAGAAACGGAAUUGACUUGGAUAAUCAAAUUAACAUCUAGCCUUUAGAAGAUAAAUUAUUGAAACUAAGGGAUUUUACAUAGUUUGAUUCUCGAACUAGAGAUAAUUUGAUUUUAAACCUUGAAGUCAUGAUGAGAGAUAUGAAAAGUGUAAAUUCUAUUAAAAGUUUAAAAGAAGGUGAACCAAUAAAAGAAAUAGACAAUAAUCAACUAUUUUAGAUGUCAGCUACUUAAGAAUAGAAAGAUAUGCCUAUUGAGUAAUAAAAACAAGUAAAAUUAGAGAGGUUAAGAGAUAAGAUUAAAAUAAGAUCCCAACUCAUUGAAGAUGAUUUUAAUGAGUUUCAAAAGGAGAUUGAAUAUUAAACUAGAGAGCUAAUGUAAAAGCCAAUUCUGGAUCCAGAGACUGGUAAUUAAUAUGAUGUUAACAGUCCCUCCUUUAUGGAUGAAAAUCCUAUUUUAAAUGAGAAUUCAAUAGAAACUGAGGACGAUGAAGCAAUGAUUAAAAAUUUGCUAGCUUAAAAUGAAUAGCUAAUGAUGAAUUAUACGAAUACUGAUACACUCUUAGAGUAGUAUUCAAAUUAGGGAUACAGGAGGAACUCAACUGAUACGAUUAUAGACAAGGCUUAAAGGAGAAUGAUGAUAAGGAUAUUGAAUGUUAGUAGGAAAGGUGCUUCAUCCAAAGAAGAAAGACUAAGAAGAUAAUAAGAGGAGGAUAAGCUUAGGUAAUAUGAACAAUUAAAUAUGAAAGAUCCAAUGCUAAAUAGAAUAGUUAAUGGCCGACCAACUUCUCCAUUUAAUAGAAAUAAUCAGUAUGGAGAAAUGAGAUCGAAAAUUGCAUUGAAGAUGGAAGGUGUUAGCUUAGCAUCGUUGGGACAAGGCAAGAAAAUUCAAGAGGAGCAGAUGUAUAGAUUCCUCGCUCGAAAGAAUAUUCAUGAGAGACUAAGAAACGAUAAAGAUUAUUCACCAGAGAGGAAAGUAGUUUAGGAUCUGGAUAAUAUCACUAAGCUAAGAGAUAAAACAAGAGUGAUUUAAAUUAAGAGAAUAAACAAACAACUUACAGAAAUUGGUGAGGAAAACCAUAGUGUUUCAAAUGAUGAUAACUAAGAAAAAAUUCACAUAAGAGAUUAAAAUAAGUAUGCCUUCUAAAGUGGAUUCUCUUAAUCAACAAGCAAAGAUGAUGAAAACGAAUAAAUUAGAUAAUAGAGAAUUGAAUAUCAGAGGCAACAACAAUAAAGCUAAAAUGAUCAAUACUAAUAGUAAUAAAAUGAAUAAUAGGAGUAUGAUGGAUAAGAUUACAGUGAGCAAAACUAUGAUAAUAAAGAACAAUAUAAUGAAUAUGGAGAUGAAGAUGGAUACCUAGAUAAUAAUUACAAGAAUGCAUAAGAUGAUCAAUAAUAUGAUGAAGAUUAUGACUACUGA